CCCCAACAUUACCAACAAUGUCAGCGAACUACUCGGAAUGGCUGGCCAUCAAUGUGCUCAACGAGGAGCACCUCAUCAGUUAUCGGUCGUUGAGCCGCGCAUUGAAGGUGCACAGCAAUUUGGCGAAGCAGAUGCUGUAUGAUUUCCAUCGCAAGCAGAAUGCUAAAAGGCCUGGCUCGGUCCACGCCACCUACCUUAUCAGUGGGACCAAACAUGCUCAAGCACCGCAGAGUAAUGGCUAUGCGGAUCAUGACGGCGAGGAUACAGCUAUGCAGAGCAGCCCGCCCUUACCCAGCAGCUCAAUGCCGCAGGAGGAGAAUCACGAGGCUGAACGCAUCGUCGUCCGCUCCAUGCUUUUAGUGAAGGAGGAGCAGCUGGAACAGGCUAAGGCGACGUUUGAGGCUAUCACCGGCAUCCAUAUCUACAGUCUGCAAGCCAAGGGUCUCAGUGACAUACAUUCUCUGACGGAGUGCAACCGCAAAAUAGCUGUGGAUUACGCGUCAGAGGACCCGCUACUGGGCUGGAAGCAAUACGGAACAAUUCAGAAUCCGAACGUCAAGCGCAGAUCUCAGAAAAGGCAACCGCCUCCGCCUGCACCAGCGCCCGAAGUCGCGAGACCAAGGCCGAAACCUGCAGCGGUCGAAAGGCAAGCGUCCAAAGACUCGCAGGACUCAAAGACUGCCGCACAGCCGCCCCCCGUCAAAGCAAAUCCUGAGCUAAACAAAAGGUCUCUUCCACGACAGUCGUCGGAGAUAUUCAAGUCAUUCGCAAAAGGCAAGUCGAAGGACAGGAAGGCGGAGUCUCAAAGCUCUGCCGAAGCGUCACCGGCUCUGAAGCCGCAGGAUGAGCCCAUGGCCGACUUUUCUGACGAAGAAGCGGAUGAGCACGGCGAAGAUAUUGUUGAGGAGGUGCCAAAGGUGACCGAUGGCAAGUCUAAGAGCGAUCGCGAAGCUGAGCUGCAGGCGAUGAUGGAGCAGGAGGACGAGAUUAUGCAGGACGCUGCAGAUGCAAUACCUGACAAGGGUGCUUCCGCCGAGGACGACGAGGACGAUGCCAUUGACAAGCCAGAGGCUAAGACAGAGGAUGAAACGAAGGAAAGCGUAGCGGUCGAGAAUGGUCGCCGCCGCGGCAGGAGAAGGGUUAUCAAGAAGAAGACCGUCAAGGACGAGGAUGGCUAUCUUGUGACACGAGAAGAACCAGCAUGGGAGUCUUACUCCGAAGAGGAGCCUGCGCCCAAGAAGGUCAAAGUCACCCCUGCGUUACCAGCAGUCAACAUUGCCAAAGCCGCUGGCGGUAAGAAGGGUGGCAAGCCUGGACAAGGCAAUAUCAUGUCUUUCUUCUCCAAGAAGUAACAAGACUCCAGCAAUGCCGCUGCACCCUUCUCUCUCGAACGCAGUCACUGAUCCAAAUAUGCGGCGCCCAACUGAAGCAUCUGCUCAAGCACUGGGUUGGGCUUGUCCAGCAAGCGUUUGAGUUCGAUUUCGGCCUCCUCUUGCUCCUGAACAAUGAACUUCGUACCGCAACCUCUAGCCAACUGGUUAGCGAACUAUAGGCGAAACACUUCGAUGGAUCUACAUGACGCAGCUUACCUCCCGUCCAUCCCUGAAGUGUUGGUACAACCAUUUCCACGCUUUGUUCUCCGCUCACUCUGCAUUGCUCUAACCCGCACAGGAUGGAUCCAAUGCUUCCGCGAUCCCCGGUCCCACCCUUGCCACGGCUUCAGAACCGGACAAUCGCUGAACGAACAUCGUGUACCUCGUUCAUCACUUUCUCCGUAUCCCACACUUUGUUUGUGCUACCAAGCCACAUCGUGUGGUUUCCUUCUCCCAACUCUCCACUAA
This is a messenger RNA of Baudoinia panamericana UAMH 10762, 1841 nucleotides long. RefSeq lists its product as uncharacterized. Gene Ontology annotation, molecular function: DNA-directed DNA polymerase activity. Gene Ontology annotation, biological process: DNA replication; DNA synthesis involved in UV-damage excision repair; DNA strand elongation involved in DNA replication. Lineage: Eukaryota; Fungi; Ascomycota; Dothideomycetes; Mycosphaerellales; Teratosphaeriaceae. The record is from RefSeq and is a predicted model, not a curated record. The coding region runs from base 18 to 1352 and encodes 444 amino acids. The transcript is spliced from 2 exons. Gene Ontology annotation, cellular component: delta DNA polymerase complex; nucleus.